Sphenostylis stenocarpa is the source of this 672-nucleotide messenger RNA. NCBI's taxonomy places the organism in Eukaryota, Viridiplantae, Streptophyta, Magnoliopsida, Fabales, Fabaceae. The record is from the annotation of a GenBank genome assembly.
AUGCUAGAGUAUAUUGAUGUCAGCGAUAACCAAAUUAAUGAUUCAUUUCCCUGCUGGUUGAGAACUCUUCCUGAGCUGAAAGUUGUUGCUUUACUUAAUAAUCAUUUGUAUGGAUCCAUAAGGUGCCCUACAACAUUCACAUUUCCCAAACUGCAUAUCAUUGAUCUUUCCCGUAAUCAGUUGUCUGGAAGUUUGUCUUCAAAAGCAAUCCAGAAUUGCAAAUCAAUGAAGGCUCUUGUUUUGCUCAACCUUUCAAACAACAUGCUAUUUGGCAGCAUUCCUUCUUUAGGGAAGCUUUCAAACCUUGAAGUUUUGGACCUUUCUCUAAAUAGUCAUAUACCUCAAAAUAAGCAGUUUGCUACAUUCCCGCAUAGUUCAUUUGAGGGUAACCAAGAAUUGUGUGUCAAUCCAUUAGUCAGUAAAUGUGAGUAUGAUGGAGGGUCUCUAUUUGCUCCUGGAACCCUUCCAGAGCUUCAGGUUGUUGCUAUGGGUGAUAAUAAUUUGUAUGGAUCUAUAAGGGAUGGUCAUGGAUAUGCAAAGCUCCAAGAGUUUUACUACUUGAUAGCAAAAGCAAUCAAUGGUUCAAGUAAUAAAUUCUAUGCGGAUGGAGAGAUUCCGGAUGUCAUCGGAGACUUGCAAGCCUGUUUUGCUCAACCUAUCCAACAACAGUGA